This is a messenger RNA of Cladophialophora carrionii CBS 160.54, 1377 nucleotides long. RefSeq lists its product as uncharacterized. Bases 1 to 1377 code for a protein of 458 amino acids. Gene Ontology annotation, molecular function: transmembrane transporter activity. The transcript has a single exon. Gene Ontology annotation, biological process: transmembrane transport. Gene Ontology annotation, cellular component: fungal-type vacuole membrane. The record is from RefSeq and is a predicted model, not a curated record. Lineage: Eukaryota; Fungi; Ascomycota; Eurotiomycetes; Chaetothyriales; Herpotrichiellaceae.
AUGUCGACAACGACCACCUUGAUAGAAUCCACCUCCAAUCCUAUAAUCCCCAACCAGAAUGCUGAAGUCCUCGAGCUGGAUAAUACAGGCGAUGACCCCUCUACCCAGGCUGGACAGUCCAGUCUCCCCCCAACCGACCACGGUGCUGCAGCAUGGCGGUUACUACUCGCGGCGUUCGUGUUUGAAGCUCUACUCUGGGGAUUUCCCCUCUCGUUCGGCGUCUUCCAGGACUACUAUUCCAGCCUCCCGGAAUUCAAGGGCGACCGGUACACGUCGGUGAUCGGUACGACGGCCUCGGGCAUCUCAUACCUCGGAGCUCCCCUGGCCGUGCCGCUGAUCAGGCGGUGGUCGAGGUACCGGACGCAGAUGAUCCUUGUGGGCUGGCCGCUCUGCAUUGUCGGCCUGAUCGCGGGCAGUUUUGCCAACCGGCUGCCGACGCUGAUCCUGACCCAGGGCGUCAUGUACGGCGUGGGCUUUAUCAUCUUCUAUUACCCGAUCUUGACGAUGGUGGAUGAGUUCUGGGUGACGCGGCGAGGCAUGGCGUAUGGCUUCUUGUGCGCUGCGUCCGGCGCGUCCGGUGCCGUCAUGCCCUUGAUCCUCCAGGCGCUGUUGGCCAGGUUCGGGUACCGAACGACGCUGCGAGCUGUGGCUGUGGCACUGGUCGUCCUGACCGGGCCUCUGGUCCCGUUCCUGAGGGGCCGCCUGGGACACCACUCCAACACGAGUCUCAGGACGGACUGGAAGUUUCUCAAGAAACCGCUGUUCUGGAUUUACAGCGUGAGCAAUUUGCUGAUGGGGCUAGGAUAUUUCUUCCCCUCUCUUUAUUUGCCAUCCUAUGCGACGACCAUCGGCUUGAGCGUAUCGAAGGGGGCUUUACUCCUGACCGUCAUGAGCGUGUCGCAAGUCGUGGGACAAUUCACCUUUGGCUAUCUGUCGGAUAAGAAACUGUCGCUGAACGCUCUGAUGACCAUCUCCCUCUCGGUUGCAGGGGCCGCGACAUUCGGGGCCUGGGGUCCUGCCCGCUCGUUACCGCCGCUUAUCAUCUUUGCGCUUUUGUACGGUUUCUUCGGCGCGGGCUAUACGGCCAUGUGGGCGAGGAUGGUGACUGCAAUCGACGAUGAGCCGUCCGCCUCUCAAGCCAUGUUCAGCCUGUUCUGCUUCGGAAAGGGCGUCGGGAACGUCCUGGCUGGGCCGAUCAGCGCCGCCCUGUUGAGCCUGUCGUCGGACACGGCUGGUUAUGCGCACGGGAUGUACAAAGCCAUCGUGGUCUUCGCGGGGAUUUGUCUGCUUCUCAGUGCUGGCACUUUGGCUGCAACCAAGUGCAGACCGAAGGGUGUAGCAGCCAAUGGGAGUCGGAAUUUCUCGCCCGACAAUUGA